AUGUCGGAGUUCCUGCAAGCCCCCUCGGUUCAGACGAAACACAAGUUGAAGAGUGAGCCAGUGGCCAGCCUUGAGACGCUCCCGGCUGCGGAGCAGCUCAGAGACCCAGCUCCACCUGCAGCUCCCGCCCCGGGACCAUGCUUGGCUCCUGUGCCUCUCUGGACAACCGUGCUUGGCUCCUGUGCCUCUCUGGACAACCGAACUUGCUUUUGUGCUACAUGGUACAUAGCUUUCAAGCAUUGUAGGGUGUUACUCAAGCUCUUCACAGUCAUCAGUAAGGUUUAUCGUUGUCACCCCUUGACUCUGAAGAAGAAAGAGCUCGUUUGUUUUGAACUCAUCGUGUGUUUUGAUUUCUUCUCCUCGGACUCUGGCUUUCUCUCUUUGGCCACCAACAUCAGCAUGGCAGGAUCCUUUGGCCCUCUGUCUGAUCCCAGAGCAGAAAGGAACAUCUUUGAGGUCGAUCAGCAGCUAUGUUCCCAACUAGUUGUGAGUCAACAACAGUUCCAAGAUCUGAAAGAGAAAUAUCUUACGUCUCAGGCUAUUGCCUACUCCCUCGCCAAGCAGCUGCAAAAAUACAAAUGCGAGGAGAAUAAAGACGUCAUCGAGUCCGUGCUGGGGAAGAAGCUGCAGUGGGAGCAGGAGCCGCGGGCUGAGGAGCGGACAUUAGCUGAGAAGCUGAGGGAAUGCACUAUUUUAAUUCGAAAUCAAGGUCAAAAGCUGAGCCAGUUACGGGAGCAGUUACGGGAAGGGAGACAUAUCUCCAUAUUGCUUAUUGAACACCUUCAGGACCUCCUCAACAACAACUACAAUGACAACCACCAAGGGCAGGACUUCCGAGAGCUGCUGGCUGAGGGGCACAGGCUGGCUGAGCGCCUUGCCCACAAGCUCUGCCCAGAAGUGGAAAACAAACAGAAGAAUAAGAAAAAAGAAGAGCUAGUGGUUUCCAAGCCCCAGGACUUGUGUGACUCCAGCCACUUUUCUAGCCAUCUCGCCUGCUGGUCUGAUGAGUGUGAAGUUGGUUUUACUCAGGAUGGCACCACGCACACCCAGGACACAGACGACCUGAGAAACACCCUAGUAACUUCUCGAAUCCAGCUUGAGAAGAUGAGAAAAGAGGCAGAUGAGCAGAAGGUGGACUGGGAGCAGCUCAAAGAAAAAUUCAAGGAGACGCAGAAGAAGAUCAUGCAUUUCAGGGAUGAGUGCAUGGCCUAUGACCAAGAACUGUGUAGGAGAGAGCCUUCAGAAAAGGAGGACAUGAGUCAAAUCCAGCAGGUCCCAUCAGAUGACCAGAAUAUGACUCCUCCUGAAAAAUGUGAAUCAUCUGAAGCCCACCUGACACUUGACUAUUCUGUUUCCCCAUUUGUUGUUUCCAAAGUCUCCUCUAUUCAAGAUGUGGCCACGCACACCCAGGACACAGAUGACCUGAGAAACACCCUGGUAACUUCUCGAAUCCAGCUUGAGAAGAUGAGAAAAGAGGCAGAUGAGCAGAAGGUGGACUGGGAGCAGCUCAAAGAAAAAGUCAAGGAGACACAGAAGAGCAUGCAUUUCAGGGAUGAGUACAUGGCCUAUGACCAAGAACUGUGCAGGGAAGAGUUGUUGGAAGAGGAGGAUGUGAGUCAAAUCCAGCAGGGCUCAUCAGAUGACCAGAAUAUGACUCCUCCUGAAAAAUGUGAAUCAUCUGAAUCCGACCUGACUCCUGGCUGUUCCAUUUACCCAUCUGCUGUGUCUAAAGUCUCCUGUCUUCAAAAUGGGGCCACAGUAUACACUCAGGAAAUAGAAUGCUGCAUAGAGACUUGGGUCGCUCCAGAACCAGAGCCUCAAGGGCCAGGAAAGGAGGUGGAACUUCAGAAAGUGGAGCGGAUGCAGCUUUCCAAAAAAUUUCAUAAGAUGCAGAGAAAGAUUGCACAGUUUAAGAAUAAAUGCAUAGCCUACCGGAAAGGAUUUGCCAGGUAA
Tupaia belangeri chinensis (Chinese tree shrew) is the source of this 1953-nucleotide messenger RNA. RefSeq names its product putative neuroblastoma breakpoint family member 7. The record is from RefSeq and is a predicted model, not a curated record. The transcript is spliced from 13 exons. Lineage: Eukaryota; Metazoa; Chordata; Mammalia; Scandentia; Tupaiidae. Bases 1 to 1953 code for a protein of 650 amino acids.